AUGACGAACGGUCUUCACAUGGCAAAAUCAGGGGAUGAGCCCGAAUGUAUGGGUAUCGCCACCGUUCCGGUGCCACGACAAGCUUUCCUCAAAUCGGAAACCGGCUCCCCCGAUUAUUUGAGUUUGACAACCGAAGAAGGCAUGGAGAGAUACCAAGAGUACUUGGGGAGGAGACAGGAAGCCCGAGACCGCUACAUCGCCUCGCGGGCAGCCUUGAAGCGGGAUCUCAAUCAAGCUCGUGACGAUUAUUAUGACGAACUCAAGGAGGUGUGCAGGUAUCGCGCCGAGGUGCGCGAGGGCGCCUCUCGCUUGCCUCCUCCGCUGGCCUCUAUCUGGCAUAGGCUCAUAGGGCAGACAUUCGAGUUUCUCCGACGAGACUUACACACCAAGCCGGGGCACGAUGAACUGCACAGGCACACAGUUGCGGCUAAGGAGGGGAGGUCGAGGAUCGAUACGGAAUAUAAGGAAGAAGAGGAGCGCCUUCGCAAGGAGUAUCAACAUAUCCUCCAUCCCAUUGCCCUGGCAGAUUAG
This is a messenger RNA of Thyridium curvatum, 531 nucleotides long. RefSeq lists its product as uncharacterized. The transcript has a single exon. NCBI's taxonomy places the organism in Eukaryota, Fungi, Ascomycota, Sordariomycetes, Thyridiales, Thyridiaceae. Bases 1 to 531 code for a protein of 176 amino acids. The record is from RefSeq and is a predicted model, not a curated record.